This is a messenger RNA of Pipistrellus nathusii (Nathusius's pipistrelle), 1416 nucleotides long. NCBI's taxonomy places the organism in Eukaryota, Metazoa, Chordata, Mammalia, Chiroptera, Vespertilionidae. The record is from the annotation of a GenBank genome assembly.
AUGGUGAGGAAGGCGCCCGGCGGAGGGAGCCGGCUGCUGGCUUGGGUGGUGUGGCUGCAGGUGUGGCGGGUGGCGGCCCCGUGCCCGGGGGCCUGCGUGUGCUACAACGAGCCCAAGGUGACCACAGGCUGCCCCCAGCAGGGCCUCCAGGCCGUGCCCGACGACAUCCCCGCGGCCAGCCAGCGCGUCUUCCUGCACGGCAACCGCAUCGCCCAGGUGCCGGCCGCCGCCUUCCGCGCCUGCCGCAACCUCACCAUCCUGUGGCUGCACUCCAACGCGCUCACCCGCAUCGACGCCACCGCCUUCGCCGGCCUGGCCCUCCUGGAGCAGCUGGACCUCAGCGACAACGGGCAGCUGCGCGCCGUGGACCCCGCCACCUUCCGCGGCCUGGGCCGCCUGCACACGCUGCACCUGGACCGCUGCGGCCUGCGGGAGCUGGGCCCCGGCCUGUUCCGCGGCCUGGCCGCCCUGCAGUACCUCUACCUGCAGGACAACGGGCUGCAGGCGCUGCCCGACGACGCCUUCCGAGACCUGGGCAACCUCACGCACCUCUUCCUGCAUGGCAACCGCAUCCCCAGCGUGCCCGAGCGCGCCCUGCGCGGCCUGCACAGCCUCGACCGCCUCCUGCUGCACCAGAACCGCGUGGCCCGCGUGCACCCGCACGCCUUCCGCGACCUCGGCCGCCUCAUGACGCUCUACCUGUUCGCCAACAACCUCUCGGCGCUGCCCGCCGAGGCCCUGGCGCCCCUGCGCGCCCUGCAGUACCUGAGGCUCAACGACAACCCCUGGGUGUGCGACUGCCGGGCCCGCCCGCUCUGGGCCUGGCUGCGCCAGUUCCGCGGCUCCUCGUCCGAGCUGCCCUGCAGCCUGCCCCGCCGCCUGGCCGGCCGGGACCUCAAGCGCCUGGCGGCCACGGACCUGGAGGGCUGCGCCUCCCGCGCCGCCUGGACCGGCGGGCCCGCCGACGAGCCGCUGCUGGGGCUCCCCAAGUGCUGCCAGCCGGACGCCGCCGACAAGGCCUCGGUGCUGGAGGCCGGGAGCCCGGCCUCGGCGGGCAAUGCGCUCAAGGGACGCGUGCCGCCGCCCGGCGACAGCCCUCCGGGCAACAGCUCCGGCCCCAGGCACAUCAACGACUCCCCCUUCGGGACCCUGCCCGGCUCGGCCGAGCCCCCGCUCACCGGGCUGCGGCCCCAGGGCUCGGAGCCACCGGGCCUCCCCACCGUGGGGCCCCGCCGCCGGAGGCCGGGCUGCUCCCGGAAGAACCGUACCCGCAGCCAGUGCCAUCUGGGCCAGGCGGGCGGCGGGGGCGGGGGCUCGGGCGAGGCAGAGGGCUCGGGGGCCCUUCCCGGCCUCGCCUGCAGCCUCGCCCCGCUCGGCCUGGCGCUGGCGCUGUGGACCAUGCUCAGGCCCUGCUGA